This is a messenger RNA of Naegleria gruberi, 2450 nucleotides long. RefSeq lists its product as uncharacterized. NCBI's taxonomy places the organism in Eukaryota, Heterolobosea, Eutetramitea, Acrasida, Naegleriidae. The record is from RefSeq and is a predicted model, not a curated record. The transcript has a single exon. Gene Ontology annotation, molecular function: metalloendopeptidase activity. Gene Ontology annotation, biological process: proteolysis; peptide metabolic process. Gene Ontology annotation, cellular component: mitochondrion. The coding region runs from base 1 to 2424 and encodes 807 amino acids.
AUGUUCUCUGUCUGGAAACACGGUCUUUCAAAGACUACAACAUUAUUAGGAAAUUCACUUCCUUCAAAUUCUGUUGCUAUUACCUCUCACUUGACUUCCAAUCACAUCCUCUUCAAUGCUGCUGCUUCAUCAACAAUUAGCAGAUCCAAAAAGGAUGUUGCCGGUGGUAGAAAGAAGGAUUUAGUAAAGAGAAAUCAACAAAAGGAACACCAAAAGAGAAUGGACCAAAAGAAGGCUGCUCUCGAACAAAGAAAUAAGGAAAAGUUAGCCAUGAAGAGAGCUUCUAAAGAUUCAGAACUCGAUAAACCAAAACCACCAUCUAUUGAAAAACUCUACCCAAAGAAGAAAGUUACAGGAAAAUAUAUCGCUGAAUUGGCUAAAACACCAUCUUUGGCUGAAUUUGUGAACACUAGCAAGAAUAUUGAUGUUUCCAAGCUCUCUGAACAAACCGGAUAUUUUGGAUUGAAACAUUUCAAGGAUGCUUCAUCAAUGAGAGAUUCAUUGGUUCUUGCUAAAGGAAGAGUUGAUGAUUUGGUUAGUAGUAUAGAAAAGGGAGAAGAUGUCUCUAGAAAUACUCUCGAAUUAACUAAUUUGCGAUUCUCUUACUUGUCGUCAUUGAAGGCUUUUAUUCAAUUGCAUCCAUUUGAAGACCUUGCUGUUGCCGCUCAAGAAAUCCAUGAUAACUUUUCACAAUUCUUUGCUCAACGUGCUCUCACAAAUGAAAAGUUCGGAAAGGCCACACAAUCACUCGUUUUGGAUACUCCACUCGCUAAUGAAGUUAGAAAUAUUUAUGGUGUGGAAUCUAGCCGUGAAAAAUUCACUGAAGCUAAGGAAGAUUUUGAAAAGAGAGUUAAAGAAUUGAACGAUUAUAUUCAAACUCAUGUUAAUACUAAGGUUAGAGGAUCUAUGAGAAUUUAUGAACUUCCAGAAGCUCACAGCAAGUCUUUAAAGAUGGAAGUUCAAAAGAAGAAGAAGUUUAUUCUUCUCAACUUGGAAAAGGAUUUGGAAGCUAUUCUUACAAAUGUUUCUGAAGAAAGUCUCAGAACCGAUUUGUUUGAUGAAGCUACCAAGAAAUUCUUUACUGGUUCAGCUGAUAAUGAAUUCAACUCAAAGGUUGCUUCCGCUAUUGAUGCUUCCAAUGCUUUUGCCAAGACUCUUGGAUAUCAAUCAUUUGUUGAAAUGAAGAUUGCUACUGUCAACAUGUCCAAUAAUAACGUACCAAAGGUUGAUGACUUUGUUAAAGUUAUUGGUCAAUUGAAGGAACAAAUCGAUAUCAAGAAGGAAGUUGAAAAAUUGUCUGAAUUGAAGAUUACCAGAAUGACUGAUCCAGUUCUUAAGAGAUGUUUCUACAACAAGUCAAAGCAAACUGCUGAAGAUUUGAAGCUUUUCACUCCAGGUUUUGAUAUUAUGCAAUUGUCAAAUCUCCACUAUAACCGUGUUAGAGUUAAUUACUUGCCAUCUGAUAUUCAAAACUACAUGUCAUUGAGCUCUGUUUUGGACGGUUUAACAAAGACUGUUGCUUCUCAAGCUUUCGGUGUUGAGGUAGUUCCAGAAAAGUUGGCUCCAUCUGAAACCUGGUCACCACUCAAUAUCAAGAAACUCAACGUUGUUUCAAAUGGUAAGGUUGUUGGUCACAUUUAUCUCGAUCUCUUUGAAAGAGAAAAGACUCAACAUUUUGAUGCUUAUGCCUCUGAUAAGGCUAAGCUCCAUCCAAUUUCUGGAGAAAACGGCUUGAAGAGUGCUGUUAUUCAAAUGAACUUGGGAGAUCACAUCUACAGUGUUUCAAACACACUCAAUCUCAAACAAUUCAAGAGUUUGUCUGGUGCUUUUGGUCAAGCUCUCUUCCACAUUCUCAGCCAAAGUUCAUCUGCUGUCUCUGAAACUAAUCUCUUGUCCAAGGUUGUUCGUAAAGUUUUUGAAAGAUUACCACAAAAUACCGAAUUCCUCUUGGCAAAUCUUUCACACAGAGGUUCAAAACAACCAAUACCUGAAGAAUAUGCCAGACAACUUUCUACAACUCCAACACAAUAUCCAUUAGAAUUAGUUCAACAAAUGGUUUACUCUCUGUUCGAAUUGGAAGUUUUCAAACCAAUCGAUGCUUCUCAAAGUACACCAAUCGAAAUUCUCUCCUCCAUUGAGUCACGUUUUUGCAAGCCAUACACACAAUUGAUUCCAAACAUUUCCUUCUUCUCUAAGAGAUUGUUCAACCUUGAAAGCCAACCAUACUAUUCUGAACUCUAUACUGAAAUUGUUGCUGCCCACAUCUUUGCCUCAGGAUUGUCAGGAAGUGACAUGUCUAAAUUCUCAUCAUCUUUGAAGUCUGUCUUGUCAACUGAAGCAGCUACUAAGCCACUCGAAUCUAUCACCAAAUUACUUGGAGCUGAUAGACCAGAUGCUACUUUCUUUGCUAAGGAAAUUCAAUAAAUAUUUAAAAUAAAGGUUAUUUUUGU